This is a messenger RNA of Saccharomyces eubayanus, 2406 nucleotides long. RefSeq names its product RNA-processing protein PTA1 (gene PTA1). Gene Ontology annotation, cellular component: mRNA cleavage and polyadenylation specificity factor complex. The transcript has a single exon. NCBI's taxonomy places the organism in Eukaryota, Fungi, Ascomycota, Saccharomycetes, Saccharomycetales, Saccharomycetaceae. Bases 1 to 2406 code for a protein of 801 amino acids. The record is from RefSeq and is a predicted model, not a curated record.
AUGGUUGCUAACAGCAGGCACAGAGACAGCAGGAGCAGUGCAAUGUCGUCAGCAGAGAUGGAGCAGUUGCUACAGGCCAAGACGCUGGCCAUGCACAACAACCCGACGGAGAUGCUACCCAAGGUCCUCGAGACCACGGCGUCCAUGUACCACAACGGCAACCUCAGCAAGCUGAGGUUGCCCCUAGCCAAGUUCUUCACACAGUUGGUGCUGGACGUGGUGUCCGUAGACUCGCCAAUUGCCAACACGGAGAGGCCGUUCAUCGCGGCACAGUACCUGCCCGUGCUUCUUGCCAUGGCACAGUCCACCACGGAUGUUCUGGUGUACAAGAACAUCGUGCUCAUCAUGUGUGCGUCAUACUCGCUGGUGCUAGACCUGGUCGCCAAGACGUCGAAUGCGGAGACGUUCGACCAGCUGUGCGCAUUGAAGGCGUUUGUACUCUCGCACUGGAGGACCGCGUACCCGUUGCAAACUACCACUCACGACGAGGGCGACGUCGAGCCAUGGCUGGCACAGAUCGAUAAGAACGUGGGUGUCAAGCUGGCCACGAUCAAGUUCAUGUCCGAGGCCGUGCUGGCUCAGACCAAGUCCUCCAACGGCAACGACAUCAACUCCGCCAGCGUCCCCGACAACCACCCUGUGCUAAACCGGUCGGCACUGGAGAACGAGGCCAAGAAACUGCUGGACACGCUGCUAAACUACCUCAUCGAGGAGCAGUACAUGGUCUCGCCUGUCUUUAUCGGCAUCAUCAACACCCUGUCCUUCAUCAUCAAGAGACGUCCACAGACAACCAUAAGAAUUCUUUCCGGCCUCUUGCGGUUCAACGUCGACGCCAAGUUCCCGUUGGAGGGCAAGCCGGACCUGAACUACAGAUUGUCCAAGAGGUUUGUAGAGAGAGCGUACAAGAACUUCGUGCAGUUCGGGCUGAAAAACCAGAUCAUCACCAAAUCAUUGUCGUCGGGCUCGGGCUCAGGCUCAUCGAUCUAUUCCAAGUUGACCAAGAUCUCACAGACACUACACGUAAUUGGUGAAGAAACCAAGAGCAAGGGUAUCCUGAACUUCGACCCCUCCAAGGGCAACAGUAAGAAAAGUUUGUCCAAGCAGGAUAAACUGAAGUACAUCUCGCUAUGGAAAAGACAGCUAUCUACGCUACAGUCCACCGCGGCCGUGGAAAGGAAGGCCUCUUUGCCCGUUCCUGCCCUCACAGCAGUAGCCUCAACGGAAAACAUGCUCGAUCAAUUGAAAAUCCUACAGAAAUACACCCUCAACAAGGCCUCCCACCAGGGAAACCACUUCUUCAACAACUCGCCCAAACCUAUCACCAACACGUACUCGUCCGUGUACUCGCUGAUGAACAGCUCGAACUCCAAUCAGGACGUGACCCAGCUGCCCAACGACACGCUGAUCAAGCUGUCCACGGAGGCUAUCUUGCAAAUGGACACCACGAGACUAAUAUCCGGGUUGUCUAUCGUCGCUUCAAGGUACACGGACCUGAUGAACACGUACGUGAACUCGGUACCGUCCUCGUCGUCCYCGAAGAGAAAGUCAGACGAUGACGAAGACGAUGACGACGUAAACAACGGCGACGACGACGGCCUGGCGGACAACAGCAAGAAAGUCAAAGUCGAGGUAGAGGAGCCAACGGAGGACCCCGAGGACCCCGAAGACGACGACCGCAUGCAAAAGAUGCUACAAGAUGAAACCGCUCAAGAGGACGCGGGCGGUGCCACCCGACCCAGCUCCACCGCGAGGGAGAUUGCGCCCCCCUUCCAACCUGACUCAUUGACGCAGGAUGAAAAGCUAAACUACCUUACCAGGCUGACCACGAAGUUGUUUGAGCUGUCCAACCGCCAGGACUCCACCCCAGCGUCAAAGUCGCUGCCGCCCUCCCCCAUCCUACUGGACGACGACGACUCGUCGUCGUGGCUCCACGUCCUUAUAAGACUGGUCACGAGGGGAAUUGCAGCCCAGGAGGCCAGCGACCUCAUCCGCGAACAACUGCUCGCCUUCUUCAUCCAGGACUUCGAGCAGCGCGUCAGCCUGAUCAUCGAGUGGCUCAACGAGGAAUGGUUCUUCCAGACCUCGCUGCGCCAGGAACCGGCCAACUACAACAAGUGGUCCCUGCAGGUGCUCGAGUCCCUGGGGCCGUUCCUGGAAAACAACCACAGACGGUUCUUCAUCCGCCUCAUGAGCGAGCUGCCCAGCCUCCACGCCGGCCACCUCGAUGCCCUCAAGCCCAUAUGCCUGGACCCGGCCAGAAGUUCGCUGGGGUUCCAGACGCUCAAGUUCCUUGUCAUGUUCAGACCCCCAGUGCAGGCCAUUGUUCGCGACCUGCUCCUCCAGCUCAAGCAGGAGGACGAAGGCUUGCACAAGCAGUGCGACUCCCUCUUGGACAGACUGCAAUGA